AUGUCCUUCUUCUUCGGAGCCUCUCCAGGGGCGGAGGAAGAGAAGGACGAACGAAGCGCGACGGAGAAAGCAUCCCCGCGUGUCUCCUCCCUUCUUGCCUCCGCCUCUGAAACGCCAGGAAUGCCGGAGGACGACCCUCGCGGCAUGUCCUCGCUGUCUGGGCUCUCGUCCUUCCUCCCCGCGGCCUUCUCUCUUCCGUGGAAACUCUCGCCAGAAAGGCCCGGCGAAGAGGCGACUUACAACAGGGAGAGAGACGCCUUCUGCGAAGCCUCGCAGCCUCCGGAGCCGUCCAGUGACCACGCUUAUCUCUCCUGGCCUCCCCUGUCGCACAUAGAUUUGCAUGCGUCUUCUCCUUCUCUUCGAUCGUGUGCAGACACGCGUGAAGGGCGUGAAGGGAGAAAUGCGACUGGCUGUGAGGACAGAAAGAGACAGGACAGACGCGAGGUGAAUUCCACGAGCGUGGCGAAGCUGGAACUGUGCGGAGUCCCUCGUAGGCCUUCACAUCGGCGCUCUGCCGAUGCGCUGUACAGACACCAGGGCGUCUUAGGAGACUGCGACCCCGUUGUCGCGCCAGACUUUCCCAGUGAGGAUGUGGGGACGUCUCCGUCGUCAGCGCUGCGGCAGAGUUCCGAAGUGUCGAGAGAAAGGCAAGCGUGUGUCGAGGACUGCGCUUUGUCUGGCCUCUCUGCCUGUUCCCCUGCCUCCACUGUCGCUCGAAAGACGCAAGAGAAGACGGAAGGACAAAGCGUCGAAUGGAGGAAGACAGAGAAGAGAGAGGCCGGCGACGAGUCUUGCGAUACAGGAGCCCAGGAGGCGGGAGAAGAUGAGGGACAGGUUGGAGAGGAAACUGAGAGUGGACCUGAAGACGCAGAGGAUACCUGUGCUCCCACCGAAAGGCGUGAACGCCGCCAAGGAGAAUCUCUGCAUGCAUUCUCAGCAGGACAGGCGAAAAAAGAAGAGGAACUGAAACCCGGAAACGAAGGAGAUCGUCGAAAGGGUGUAUUCCGAGUCACCUCUUUGGAGGGAGAAGGGACUCCAACUGAACACCUCGCUCCUCAAACCACGCUGUCGUCUGGAUUUGUGCCUCCCCGUUCUCCCCUCUGCUCUUCUUCUUCUUGUUCUCUCUCUCCUUCUCAUUGCUCUCUGGCCAUGUCAUCCGACAGAGCCGAGAAGCAGGACGAGGAGGAAUAUGAUCGCUACGGCUUCCGUGUUAACGCCCCCGAGAGGCUGAGGCUGAAGCUGCGCGAAUAUUCCUUCAAAAUUCAACAUGAAACAGAAGAGAGGGACAACAGGUGGGCGGAAUUUGUCAGGCGAGAUCCUUCUGUUUCCGACCGUCGAACGCUCAAGCGGCUCGUGCGGCGCGGAAUUCCUGAUUCUCUCAGGCAGGAAAUCUGGGCGCGGUGUCUGGGCAGCUGGACGCUGAGAGAGCAGCACCCGACUGUGUUCGAAGAGAUGACUCGGAAGCCGGUUCCGCAGGACGUCGUGGAACAGAUCGAACUCGACCUCCUACGCACUUUCCCCACCAACAGACGCUUUCGGGGCAAGGCGGGCGGCGUGGCAGAUCUGCGGCAGGUCCUCUGUGCCUUCGCCGCAUAUAAGCCGAAAAUCAACUACUGCCAGUCGAUGAAUUUUUUGGCGGCAACGCUGCUCCUGUUCAUGCCCCCAGACGUCGCCUUCUGGUCUCUCGUCCAGCUCAUUGACUCGGACGUGGGCGGCAAGGGAAUGAAGCUCGCAGGCUACUACACUUCGGGCAUGGCAGCUCUCCGGAGAGACCUGAAAGUCCUCGCGAUUCUCUUGAAAAAAAAACUGCCAAGAGUCGCGCAAACCCUCAGACGAACGCAAGUCGGCGUCGACUGUCUCUGCGCAGAGUUAUUUCUCUCCCUCUACUCGAGCUCAGUUCCCAUCUACACGACAUUCCGCAUCUGGGAUUCCCUCGUUUUGGAGGGUCAGAAAAUUCUCUUUCGAAUCGCACUGGCCAUCUUUUUUAUGCAUGAACGCGAAAUCGCCGCCCUAACCUCCCUCGAGGAAGUGAUGACUUUCUGGCGGGGGAUGAUUCGCCACCUGGUUCACCGAAACGAAUUGAUGACGGUGGCUUUCACGCGGAUUGGACGUUUGUCGCGGCGGGAGUUGUCGCGGCUGCAGGUCCGAAUGAUGCAUGCAGUGGAAGCCGAGAACCGGGCGUACGAGGCUCGUCGGUCGCUGCGUGCUCCCCCUGAUUCGUCCAGUGUCUUUCCACGCCAGAAAGCGCCACUCGAGGGCGCGUCUCCUGAGCGUCAGCGCCUCUUCUUUUCGCUUCCGUGGCGCCGCUGGAGUCGUCUUGUUGAAGGAGACAGUCCCCACACCCUCGCGUCGCCGCUGCGGCGUCGAGGCCCUAAACGUACCUCUUCGGACGGAGAUCCUUCGCCCGCCAAGAAGAGGCAGAAUGUCCCUUCUGCGGAGGAGACACAUGCGCUGCGAAGGAGGCGCUUCUUCCACGCAAAAAGCGAAAGCGACGUUGCAUGCACCCCGGAGCGCGGACCUGAGGAGACCCAUGCGAGACCCAGACGCGGGCGCUGGAGUGUCCUCAGACCCGCGAGCGCCGAGAAGGGAGAGACUGGCGACCUAGUCAAGCGAGGCAGCGAAGUCUUUGGAUUCCGCAGAAGACGCAGUGCCGGAUGA
Molecule: messenger RNA, 2658 nt
Organism: Toxoplasma gondii ME49
Lineage: Eukaryota; Apicomplexa; Conoidasida; Eucoccidiorida; Sarcocystidae
Product: TBC domain-containing protein
Exons: 8
Coding region: 1-2658 (885 amino acids)
Source: RefSeq, a predicted model, not a curated record